AAAAAGGUGAAAAAACGAAAAAUUGUGAUUUGCAAUUGGCAACCGGAUAUUCGAUUUAGGGUUUAAGCAGAGAAAUCAAAAAUCUCGUUUGUCUGUUAAGAAAAACCUAAGAAAGGAAGCAGAGAAGGAAAAAUGGCCACAUAUGGCGCCGCAAGAUCCAUAUUCCGAUCAACCACUGUCCGUAGCGCCGCCUCUAAGUUUACCUCCGCUACUAAACCUGCUGCUCGUUCUCCUUUUCGCGCACCUGUUAAUAACGUCCUCUCUCAACGUAUCUUCAGGUGCCCAGCUGAAUUGAGCGCUUGUUUGGAGACAAUGCAGCCUUUUCAUACUGCAACUGCUUCGGCAUUGAUGACUUCCAUGCUUUCUCUAUCUCGCGGUAGCUAUGGAUGGGUUCCUGAUGGAUUGUAGCAGCUUAAGAAUACGUUGCUUCUGAAGAAUCUCCUAUCUACCAAAGAUUUUAAACUUCCUUUUUGUUUCGUGUUAAAAAAUCUUUUUGCAUAAAUUGAUGCUGUCUUGUAGCUUGAUAAAAUCUGAAGUGUAAUUGUUUAGCUGUUCAAUGUAGCAUCUCACUAUUGAUUGGUUUGCAAUUCAGACAUGUUCAUAUGAUGAGAAAGGCUAAUUUGUAGGCGCUUUUGUCCGUGUUCCACUGUAUGCUUUAUAUGUUUAACUUAUCAUCACACAACUUUUGUCCCGGAGUUUCCAUGUAAAUCUUGUUCUUUGAUUUAUCUGAUGGAAAACACUCUAUUCCUAUGUUCUACUUCUCUGUCUAGAUCAUUUACAGCCCAGCUGUGUCAAUUAAGUGAUCAUGUCUGUAUGUUUAUGUUGGGAUACUUUUGUCUGUAAGAAAUUUAAAUGAGCGUUUGGGUUGCGUUUUUGUUCUCACGAUUUAGAAUUCAGAUAGAUAAUCUUCAUUCGUCUGACAUUGUUUGCAAAACCUUUAAAGAAUUUCU
This is a messenger RNA of Amaranthus tricolor (Joseph's coat), 950 nucleotides long. Its product is annotated as protein NUCLEAR FUSION DEFECTIVE 6, mitochondrial-like. The record is from RefSeq and is a predicted model, not a curated record. Bases 133 to 408 code for a protein of 91 amino acids. The transcript is spliced from 3 exons. Gene Ontology annotation, cellular component: mitochondrion. NCBI's taxonomy places the organism in Eukaryota, Viridiplantae, Streptophyta, Magnoliopsida, Caryophyllales, Amaranthaceae.